AUGCUACAACAUCCCCUCAGCAUGCAGCUUGAGCAUCCCAUCGCCAACAUGACGGCUCCUUGGGCGUGGACUCUCGACACGGCUUCAUCGUCAUCUACGCUCGCCGGACCGUCCUCUUCGUCUGCAUUCGUCUCGACAGACCCGCUCUCGUCGCUGUCAAACACCUCGGUGGAGCGCACGGCGACCGACGAGAUCUUUUGGCAGGAUUUCAGGCCGAAACGGUGUCCAAUCAAGGUCGCGAGGCGAGAGAAGAAGCGAGCGAGGCUCAGCAGAUUCGACAGCGAUGACGGCGAGCACGUUGAUGUUGAUGCAGGAGUAAAGACGGAAGAAGACGAGUUGGCAACGUCAGCAGAUGCAGCAGAGGCGGGAGAGUCAGAGGAAGACGAAGCGAGUGGAGCCGGUCAGACCUCGAGCGAGGGGUCAGUGACCAACGACGAUACUGAAGACCUGCCUCCGUCCAGCGUAACGGAGAUCAAGAUCGAAGAUGAGGUGACCGACACGAAAGACUCUCCUUCCAUUGGAGCCGCAUGCAAGCAAACGAGGCAAACCCAGCCUGAGGCCGCCGCCUAUGCAACGCAUUUGAUCGCUCGAGCUAUCCAUCGGCACGCCCUUCUAGACGGCGAAGCGGACAUCGCGGCUUCCGCUGUCACGCAUGAUUCCCCUUCACCACUCACCUACAAAGAGACAGUCCGACUAGUCCGUCUGGUCGCAAUGAUCUUUCGCUUCCCCAAAUCCUCCCGUCGCAUCGUGCGUCGUCGCCGUCCUCGCCCGUCCGACUCCAACCCUGACUCCACGCUCGACUCAUCCACUGCAUCCGCCUCGACCUCCGCAGCCAGCACAAGCACCUCCAUCAUCGAGCUCAAGCCCAAGUAUGUCUCGAGCACGUCACGCAAACCACGCAUUCUCGCCAAGAUCCACCCGGACGAUGCGCUACCACAUUCAGCGGCAGUGCUGAAGCUCAUCGCGCUCAUUCCAGCAGCUCUGCCGUCGCGCGUGGGCUGUGUGGACUGGAUCGUGGACAUUGCGGUGCAGGCGAGGCGAGAUGAAUAUGGUAACAUUCUGCUGCCCAAUAGCGCUUAUGAAUGCGGGACGGGUAGAGGUGAGAGCGAGGAUACGGAGAUCGGGAAUGUGACCAUUAAGAAGGAGGACGAAGAGGAGCAGGAAGGGAAGGUGACAAGGUCCAGAAGACUGAGAGCGGGGACAAGCGGGCUGGCUCUGGCCAGAGCCGUCGACGCGGAAGCUGACUUGAAGGCAGAAGAGCAGGAUGCAGUCGCCACACCGGAUACCUCACUGGCUGUGGAGGAGCAGGUCGACUCGCACACGUCCACCCCGAUGGACUCGUCAGACGCCGCACCGUUCUCCUCGCCACUUUCCUCCGCCAUUGCCCCACCAGACGAAUCCGCACCCCGCAAACCGAAGCUCAACAACCUUUCCAAGCUCCUCGCCGAGCGCAUGCGCGAGAAGCGAGAAGCCAAAACGCUGCUUUUGCGAACCCACCAGUCACUGCGAAAGAAGAGGAGCGUCGAUGCGGAGGACGACUCGGUUUCACGCGAAGAAGCGGGCGUGGUAGCGGCAGAGGAAGACGAGGGGGAUGAUAUGGAUACCGAGACGCUCGCAAACACCAUUGCCAACAGCGCUAGGGUCAAUGCUCGUGCUGCGAUCUUGGGAGAGGACGGCGGUGGAGUGAGGGACCUAGCUGGAGGUGAGGGCGAUGUGACGAUCAAGCAGGAAGAUGUGUGA
Kalmanozyma brasiliensis GHG001 is the source of this 1740-nucleotide messenger RNA. RefSeq lists its product as uncharacterized. The transcript has a single exon. Bases 1 to 1740 code for a protein of 579 amino acids. The record is from RefSeq and is a predicted model, not a curated record. NCBI's taxonomy places the organism in Eukaryota, Fungi, Basidiomycota, Ustilaginomycetes, Ustilaginales.